AUGGUCCGUCGCAUGCAGAACGUGCCGAACAUCAUUGCUAAUCUGCAGCGAAGAGCCAGCUUAGCGUGGAUGCGUACUUUUCUUCUCAAGCUUCUGGCAUAUCUUCCACGUCAAAGUGUAGAAAAAAGAGCAAAGCGGCACUUCCUUCCGUUGGAGCCACUGUGUUGCUUGGAUUCAUGCAAGGUUCGACUGGCCUCAACGGCCACAGCGCUGGUUCACGGUUUCUUGGCGGUGAUCUUGUGCAUCUCAGCGGUGAUUUUCAGGAAGGCGCUACCAGACACAGUCACGGCCGGUUCGAUCGUUAGUGAUGUUCUCGGUAAUACGGCGUUUUGUUACAUAUUUGCGACGAACAACCUCCUCUGGUUGGUCUUCAGUGCUAUGCUGUCAUUUGGUGUAGCAACGUACAGUGAGAAGCUCCUACGCAUCAGUCUCUUUGUCCACAUCUGCGUGCUUUGCGAAGGAACUCUUGCCGUCAUCCUGAUCGCCGUUUAUGGCACUCGACCGCCGCGUAUGUUCGGAGCCGUAGAAACGAGUACUGUCGUCGUCCUGCUGUUGAUGUUGGCGUUCAGUAUGUGGAGCGUUUUCGUCGUGCACAAAUGCCGUACCUUUUACACUCUCUGCAGCAUCCUCAUCGACCUUAGUGAGGAAACUGCGAAAACCAACGGAAAAACAACCUCGGUUGGCAAGCUUGGCAUUGCCAAAGAUUCGCCUCAUUACAAAUAA
Molecule: messenger RNA, 723 nt
Organism: Soboliphyme baturini
Lineage: Eukaryota; Metazoa; Nematoda; Enoplea; Dioctophymatida; Soboliphymatidae
Source: the annotation of a GenBank genome assembly